Messenger RNA from Trichoplusia ni (cabbage looper), 742 nucleotides. It is a transcript of the gene Taf12, whose product is annotated as transcription initiation factor TFIID subunit 12. The transcript is spliced from 3 exons. Gene Ontology annotation, molecular function: DNA binding; TBP-class protein binding; protein heterodimerization activity. Bases 110 to 640 code for a protein of 176 amino acids. Gene Ontology annotation, cellular component: transcription factor TFIID complex; SAGA complex; SLIK (SAGA-like) complex. Gene Ontology annotation, biological process: DNA-templated transcription initiation; RNA polymerase II preinitiation complex assembly. The record is from RefSeq and is a predicted model, not a curated record. NCBI's taxonomy places the organism in Eukaryota, Metazoa, Arthropoda, Insecta, Lepidoptera, Noctuidae.
UUUACUGUCAAGUCAACUGUCUUUGUCAUCAAGCGCAAGUCAGAAAGUUUGUGGAUGCUUAUUCUAUUUGUUUUCGUAUUCCAAAAGGGUAUUUCCUUAAUAAGCAAUAAUGACGACUUCGAUAGGAAUGGGGUCCAACAUGCCUAACAUAGGUUCUUUAAGCCAAGGUUCUAUUCAGUACGUGAACAAUCCUCUGCAAAGCCCUCAGCUGCAGGCUGCUUCGCUUCAAGGCUCACCUUCACAGCACAGUCCUAUGGGCACACAGGCUCAAGUAGGCAAUAAAGCUGGCCAGGGUGGUGGAGGAGACCAGACAGCACAGCUCCUAAGUCGCCCUCGUCUCCAAGAGCUGGUCCGAGAAGUAGACCCAACAGUACAAUUAGAUGAAGAAGUUGAAGAAAUGCUCCUGCAGUUAGCUGAUGACUUCAUAGACACAACAUUGAAUGCAGCCUGUGCUAUGGCCAAACACAGACAUGCUCCCAGUGUCGAGUUAAGAGAUGUACAAAUGCAUUUGGAACGACAAUGGAACAUGUGGAUCCCAGGAUUCGGCAACGAUGAACUCCGACCAUACAAGCGGGCAGCAGUCACGGAAGCUCACAGACAACGAAUGGCACUCAUAAGAAAGACUAUCAAAAAAUACUGAUGUUUACCUCUCUUCAUAAAAGUGUAAAAAUAGGAUAAGCUUAGACCUUACUUGAUAAAAUAAUUAUAGGUUAAAGUAUUAUUAAAAAGAUGGAUUUUUGCA